UUUUUUUGUUUUUUUUUUCUCUCUCUUUAUUUUAAAAGUUCUAGACUUUGUAGUUGUUCUAUGCUACAUGACUUCAAAAAGACACUCACAGGACAAUAGUUCUACUGAAGAUUGUAGAUGCACCAAACGAGAUGAUGAGUCUAUUUGUUCUACUUUAUCAGCGACCAGUUCUGUAUUCAGUACAUCAAGUAAACUAAGUAAAUUACCAGGUGCAGUCAAGUCUUCAGUCAAACAACUAUUUACUGGGCGAGAAGAAAGGAGGAGCUCUACUUCUACGUCCUUUGCUUCUCGUCUAAAAAGACACACACCGACUUUAAUAUUUCGGAAAAGUGAGCAAUAUAAACAACAACAACAACAACCAACAAAUAGCAGUAAUGGUAACUUAAAGUCAAAAAGAAGGAACAGUAUCAUUCAGAUCAGCCAUCGAUUCAAUAUGUCACGUCAACAUGCAGGACAUGAUGAUACAGAGGAUAUAAUUGAAUACUAUAGGGAUGAACAAAAGAAGCCACAGAGACAACAGCAACAACAACAACAAUCACGGCAGAGAGAAAAAUCAUGCCAAGAUAAUAAAGCACCUAUGCUGCAUCAAUUGGCGCAUAAAGAAUUAUUAGAAAUGCCACUACUAAAAGGGCUUGUUACAACUACCUUGACUACGCUUCAUACAAGAUUAAUUAAUGAAUGCGAUCGUACAUUGUCUAUGGUGUUGUUGGCAGCAAACAACAACCAUGCGAUUUAUUUCCCACAAGAACAGCUGCUAUCCAUCAUACUUGAUCUUUAUAAAAUGACAGAAAUGGUUCAUUGGGAUCAACAAGAAAAACUGAAAAGAGAGGUCAAAUAUAAUAUUCAGUUACUUGAAAGACAAGCUCAAGAGGAGGUGGGAUGUGAUGAUACGAUUGCUACAGUUAAAGAAAUGAUUAAUACAAUGAAGCAAAUCAUGAAUCAGUGCAUAUGUCAAUAUUAUAAAGUGGCUGAAAGAGCAAUGGUGAUACCCUGUAAAGGAUAUAGAAUAGAAGGAAAAAAUAGAUAUGGUAUCACCAUAGAUCAACCCUCGUCCAAAACCAUGACAAUUUCAGAACAAGUGGAACACAUGGAUAAAGAUGCUUAUUGGUAUAGAGACUACUUUAUGGGCAAUGCAAACACUUGCCACUUUUUUGGUUAUAAAGAGGGAGAUCCACUGCUUAUUUCUGCUAUUGUAGAACAUAUCGAUGACAAAAAGCAAUACCGUAUUAUCUAUAGAAGCAAACAAAACCCAGAUCAAAGAAAAGUGAUUGUGGACUCGUUCCUAUUAAAUGCCCCUUUAUUAUCCACUGGUGAUACCAAGAAUAAUGACUAUAUACCCGAUACAACCUGGAAAACAAUUAUUGAAACUACUUUCAAUAUACCCUUUCAUUCUUUCAAAAAGAUGUCUAAUGAACUCAUGAUAUCCAGUGGCUUAGAAGAAGAAUUACUCAAACUAGAUGAAUACUCUGUAAGUUGCGUGUGUAUAUUUGUUGCUAAGUUACUAAAUGUAUAUUUUUAUAGUUGCACAAGAGAUAUAAAUUUGGUGUACUCUUAAUUAAAGAAGGACAAACAAAAGAGGAAGAGUGGUUUGCAAACGAACAUGACUGUCCUGCCUUUGAAGAAUUCUUGAAUAUCAUUGGCAAGAAAAUCAAAUUAAAAGGAUACAACGGCUGGGCUGCCGGUUUGGAUAGAAAAGGCGGCGAUUCUGGUGAAUAUACUUAUACAAACACUUGGUAUGAGCAUGUGCUUGCCUAUCAUGUGUCUU
Molecule: messenger RNA, 1765 nt
Organism: Rhizopus microsporus ATCC 52813
Lineage: Eukaryota; Fungi; Mucoromycota; Mucoromycetes; Mucorales; Rhizopodaceae
Exons: 4
Coding region: 68-1555 (495 amino acids)
Biological process (GO): regulation of small GTPase mediated signal transduction
Molecular function (GO): GTPase activator activity
Source: RefSeq, a predicted model, not a curated record